AUGUCGCAGACACUUGUGGACCAGCAGUCUGAGGACGCCCACGAAGUCCGCCCAAUCUUUUAUAUCGGCCAACAUGAUUCAACAAGGACGGAAACCUUGACCGAUACACAAUACGGUCAAGUUCUAAAUACUGGUUUUACUUUCGUUACAACACCAAUCGCCAACGAAAAUUUUCAUGAUCGUGUUUUGAAGCUCGCGGAAGCUAGUCUAUUGGAUGCCGCAAAUGAUGAGCAACCUGGCUCUAUUUUUGACCCAGUGGUACCUCCCAUAACCAUUGAGGAUACCAACCUAUUUCCAGGCACAUAUACAAGUGGACUCAUCGCUUAUUCUAGCCCAUGGAUCGAUCUAUGCUCUUCAAAUCAUGUUCUAUCCAGCAUUUCCCGGCAGGUUUUGAAUCUCGAGGUAUCCUAUGCAAAUUUCUGUGGUGUUAGGAGCAUUAUUAUCCCUGGGCCCCGACAUGACUCAAUCCAAACUGGAAAUGAUCGAGGCAUCGCCCAAUAUGCUCGAGCUAUCCAGGAAGCUCUUUCCAUCGGUACACGGGUCAGCAUCAUGGUCCAUAUUCCUAUGUAUCGCGAGCCUGGUUUAGAAGAGAAAGUACCAACUCUAUCCGUGCUCGACCAAGACAAUGAAGAAUCUUCGGGAAGAGAAAUCGAUCUUUUCAGUUCUUGGGACUCCUGGCAUACUAUUCGUUCUGUUUGCGACUAUGACGCUAGACUUUUCGUUGCCCUUAGAAUUCCACGAGCCCUCCCGGAGAAGGAACUUCAAACAAGAUGGUUCUCUGAACCUCUUCAAUACUUGACUUUGGGGCCACAAACGUUCCAGAUGAACAAAACCGGUUAUCCUUCCCUUAGUCGCUACCACCAGGAGAUGAUUUUCACCUACAUGCGUUUAAAGAGUACACCGUACUUUCUAUUGUAUGAUGUGGGACCUGAGGUACCGGUAGACACUAAAGCUGAGGGAUUAUCGGAGGCAAAUUUCCCAACUCUAGCUGAAGCUGCUGCACAGCCAUCCUCAAGCAACACUGGCACUUUUAGACUACUAGCCCCGAAUAACUAUACCAUAUACCUAAGAUACCUCGAGAGACAACAGGAGCCUCUAAAUGACUUGGAACAGAACACUUUGACCAAUUUCCAGGACUGGCUACAAUCCCCUCUACAGCCACUUUCGGACAACCUCGAAUCUGUCACAUAUGAGGUCUUUGAGGGCGACCCCGUUAAAUACUUCCAGUAUGAGGUGGCGAUUGCGGCAGCACUUAGAGACUGGGCUGCCUUGAAGAAACCUACAUCCAGCCCAGGAGGUGAAGUUGUCAUCGCAGUUGCUGGCUCCGGUCGUGGACCACUCGUCACACGAGCUCUGCGCGCCAGCGAAUCCACCGGUGUUCCCGUACGUGUCUGGGCUGUCGAGAAGAACCCCAACGCCUAUGUGUACCUGCUCCGACAAAACCAACGAGAAUGGAGUGGUCGUGUCACCGUCGUCAAGACAGAUAUGCGAGCAUGGAAAGGUCCUCUCCUCUCUGACCCCUCGUCCACCGACGCUCCUAUUUAUGGCAAAGUCGAUAUCCUAGUCUCGGAGCUCCUAGGUUCCUUCGCCGACAAUGAGCUCAGUCCUGAGUGUCUCGACGGCAUUCAGCAUGUCCUAGCUCCGGAAAGUGGUAUCUCUAUUCCGGCGUCGUACACUGCGCACGCGAGUCCUAUCUCGGCUCCACGUAUCUACGCUGAUAUACGUCAACGCGCGGCAAAUGCUGAUUUGACUGCUUUUGAUACACCCUGGGUUGUGCGAUUGUUUGCUAUAGACUUCGUCGCACAACGUGGCGUACCCGAUCAUCCGCGCUUCCAGACAGCAUGGGAGUUCAUGCACCCGCUACCUAAGCGCGUCAUGGAUGCCGCGGAGGCUCGUCGCAAGGGCGGUGUUGUGGGUGGUGGAGGUGGCAGUAUGUCCGGGUCUGUCGGCGCGAAUGACCAUAAUGCUAGACAUUGCCAUAUGACAUUUGUAUGUCGAAGCCGCGGCGUCGUGCAUGGUCUCGCGGGAUACUUUGAGGCGGUGCUGUAUACGCCAGAUGCCAAUUCACAGGAGCGAGAGGAAGGAGAGACAAGAGAUGAGGAGACGAAGAUCGAACUGAGCACGCUGCCGGAUAAUAUUGACCGCAAGAGCAAGGAUAUGAUUUCUUGGUUCCCGAUUUUCUUCCCGCUUAAGCAACCACUUUACUUCCCGCCGGACACAGAGUUGGAAGUCAGUAUGUGGCGACAGACGGACGAUACUAGGGUAUGGUAUGAAUGGUUGGUUGAGGCGUUCAUGUGGGUUGGCCCGACGCAGAGGGUCAAGGUUGGAGGUUCGGAUUUGUGCAGUAGCCGCAAGGUGGCCUGCUUGCUGUGA
This is a messenger RNA of Hypoxylon trugodes, 2373 nucleotides long. Its product is annotated as Skb1 methyltransferase. Gene Ontology annotation, cellular component: nucleus; cytosol. Bases 1 to 2373 code for a protein of 790 amino acids. Gene Ontology annotation, biological process: regulation of DNA-templated transcription; peptidyl-arginine N-methylation. The record is from RefSeq and is a predicted model, not a curated record. The transcript has 4 exons. Lineage: Eukaryota; Fungi; Ascomycota; Sordariomycetes; Xylariales; Hypoxylaceae.